Molecule: messenger RNA, 1560 nt
Organism: Chaetomium strumarium
Lineage: Eukaryota; Fungi; Ascomycota; Sordariomycetes; Sordariales; Chaetomiaceae
Product: fungal trichothecene efflux pump
Exons: 5
Coding region: 1-1560 (519 amino acids)
Biological process (GO): transmembrane transport
Cellular component (GO): plasma membrane
Molecular function (GO): transmembrane transporter activity
Source: RefSeq, a predicted model, not a curated record
AUGUGGACCAGUGCCCAGGCUCCGCUGUAUCUGUUUGCUGGCGCGCCCGUCUACAUCUACCGAGACAUCGGCGGCGCGAGCUACUGGGUGUGGUUCGUCACUGCCAACCUGCUCGCCACGGCCUCCAUUUCCCCCUUUGUCGGUGCCCUCUCGGACCUCAUGGGCCGCCGCUAUGUCGCUAUCAUCGGAAGUGCCGCCAUCCUUGUGGGCCAGAUAAUCUGCGGCACAGCCAAGGGCAUGGAGGUGUUCAUAGCCGGCAUGGUCAUCACCGGAGUAGGCACGGGCAUCAACGAACUCAUCGCCCUGGCCGGCACCGCCGAGCUGGUGCCGCUCUCUCACCGAGGGUACUACAUUGCCGGCAUGGUGCUGACCGUCCUCCCCCUCAUGCCCUCUGCCAUGUACGCCCAGCUGAUCGCACACCACUCCACCUGGCGGUACAUCUCCAUUGUCACUGCGGGAUGGGCCUUCUCUGGUCUGGUGUUGACGGUGCUCUACUACUUCCCUCCGCCGCUUGUGAAACUGCAGGGGUGGAAGGCGAAGAUGCAGCUGCUGAAGCGAACGGACUUCGUCGGCGGGAUGCUGUCUAUUGUCGGACUCGCCGGCUUCGAGGCGGGGGUCCUCGGCGGUGGGUAUGAGUUCCCGUGGGCGAGCGCGAAUACGUUGGUACCGUUGGUGCUUGGGCUCUGCUUCAUCGCUGCCUUCGUGGUGUGGGAGCGAUUCGGUACCAAGCAUCCGAUGAUCCCUCGUAAACUUAGCAAAAGGCCUCGGGCCCUGGGUCUCACCAUGCUCAUCUCCUUCAUCUCGGGCGCCAACUUCUUCUCCGUGCUGCUGCUCUGGCCUCCGGAGACGUACAACGUGUACGGACAUGAUCCUGUUGGAGUCGGCAUAAGGGGCAUGCCUUUCGCGUUCGGUGUCUUCGCCGGAUGCAUCAUAUCGCUCGUCCUGCUGUCCUGGUUCCGCGGCCAGAUCAAGUGGCUUAUCCUCGGCGCCUCGGUGGUCAUGACCGUCGGCUGUGGCUGCCUCUCUCUCGCCAGGGUGGACAACAUCAACGCAGUCUACGCCAUCGUGUUCAUCGCGGGUGUCGGCGUUGGCGGCAUCACGAUCCCGGUCUCCACGAUCGCCACCAUGAUCUGCCCGGGCGAUGUGAUUGCCACUGUCACCGCGCUGACCAUCGCCAUUCGCAUCGUGGGUGGCGCCAUCGGGUAUGCCGUCUACUUCAACGUCUUCGUCUCCAAGCUCAUCCCAGAGCUGAAGAGGCUCAUUCCCGCGGCCUGCGCCCGCGUUGGGAUCCAAGAUCCGGAGAUCAUCCUUGACGUUGUCCGAUUGACCAGUGCGUCUCUGGUCAACGAGAUACGGCACGUCCCGGGCAUCACGGAGGCGUCCUGGGCCGAGCUCGUCGCGGCAGGCCAGGUGGCAUACGCGAAUGCCUAUCAGUGGGUGUAUUACUGCAGCGUGGCCUUUGGCGCGGUCUCCGUGCUGGCAAGCCUGUUCCUGGGUGAUAUAUCCGAGAUGGUGGAUGACGUGGUGGUGGCGGAGAUGCGCGAGCCCACCGUCCUGUGA